CACACAGUGCAGGAACGACGAGUUGCAAGCACUGGAUGGAAACUAUCUCAGACACACUCGCAUCUCCUGACGAAUAUCUGUGGCAGUUUCACAAGAAAUAAUAAGCCAAAACAUCCCGAGGAUUACUCAAGCCACCCUAACUGGACAGUGAGCGAAGCAUAGCAGAAAAAGAUAUUGCACAUGACGCUGGAUUUAAUUCGCCUUGGAGACUGAGGAACGAUUCGUUUUAAAGCGAAAGUAAUGCAUGUAGAUUUGGGGAACAUGUAUUGAAAGGAGACAAUGUGAAGUCAUCGGCCGCUGCACUACUCCCCAAGACAAGCUGGGCCUGAGCGGAUAUAUCUCCUGUCUGGAUUUACAUCUUCUCUUCCCGUUGCUAAGGAUAUGAAGUUUCCCUGUGCUGUAUUGACUCACUGAAGAACCAGGGGGCCUGAUUAGAAGUGUUUCACCAGCCUUGCCCCACACUGUCGGCGUGUGAAGUCGACGACAGGCGAGGCAGGUGACGGAGCCAGUCGGUUCAUGCAUUCUUCAAGGGUAUAACCUCCCCUGCCUACCUUACAAACCUUCCCAAGGUGUCUAUCAUGAGCUAAGAGCGUACACCAGCCUUUUUGUCGACUUAUUUCCCUUUGGAGGUGAAAAGGGCGUGUUGCAAAACCGGAGAAAGUAAAUCUCUUGGUGAAAUAAAGAGGCGUAAACUAUGAAAGAGAAAUCUAAAAAUGCGGCCCGGACGCGACGGGAAAAGGAAAAUAGUGAAUUCUAUGAGCUGGCUAAACUGUUGCCUCUGCCAUCGGCCAUUACGUCGCAGCUCGAUAAAGCUUCCAUCAUACGACUCACAACAAGCUACCUGAAAAUGAGAAUUGUGUUUCCAGAAGGUCUCGGGGAAUCUUGGGGUCAUGUCAGCCGCGCCAGCUCCCUGGAUAACGUUGGGCGCGAGCUGGGAUCGCAUCUGCUUCAGACGUUGGAUGGGUUCAUUUUUGUGGUGGCCCCAGACGGGAAGAUUAUGUACAUUUCCGAGACCGCAUCGGUCCAUCUGGGCCUGUCACAGGUAGAGCUGACGGGUAAUAGCAUUUACGAAUACAUACACCCUGCGGACCAUGACGAAAUGACUGCGGUGCUGACAGCACAUCAGCCCUACCAUUCGCACUUUGUUCAAGAAUACGAGAUCGAACGCUCUUUCUUUCUGAGGAUGAAGUGUGUUCUGGCAAAAAGAAAUGCAGGAUUGACCUGUGGCGGGUACAAGGUGAUUCACUGCAGCGGCUACCUGAAGAUCAGGCAGUACAGCCUGGACAUGUCUCCCUUCGACGGCUGCUACCAGAAUGUGGGGCUCGUGGCGGUGGGUCACUCUCUCCCGCCCAGCGCCGUCACGGAGAUCAAACUCCACAGCAACAUGUUCAUGUUCCGCGCUAGCCUCGACAUGAAGCUCAUCUUCCUCGACUCCAGGGUGGCAGAGCUGACGGGCUAUGAGCCUCAGGACCUGAUCGAGAAGACGUUAUAUCACCACGUACACAGCUGUGACAUCUUCCACCUUCGCUGUGCACACCACUUACUGCUGGUGAAGGGUCAGGUGACGACUAAAUACUACCGCUUCCUGGCUAAGCAGGGCGGCUGGGUGUGGGUGCAGAGCUACGCCACCAUCGUGCACAACAGCCGCUCCUCGCGACCACAUUGCAUCGUCAGCGUCAACUACGUGCUCACGGAUAACGAGUAUAAGGGACUGCAGUUGUCCUUAGACCAGGUGACGUCGACCAAGCCUGCGUUCCCCUACAGCAACACCCCUAACCCAGCGCCGGACACACGCAGGGCCACCAAGACCCGGGCCACUCGCACCAAGGCCAAGACACGCCUCUCUCCAUACUCACAGUACCCUGGCUUCCACGGUGAGCGCUCUGAGUCGGACCAGGACAACAGCCCUUGGGGAGGGGGAGGCAGUGGCAGUAGCCCCCACACCGACUGCACAUCGCCCCAGCUCCUGGACCCCAGCGAUGGUCUGGAUACCUCCAGCGUGGCUGCCGCCUGUGCCUACCGCCAGUUCUCCGAUGGCAUUGCCAGCACCCCUCGCCCGCUCUGCUACAGCCUGGCACUCACCGAGGAACACCUCCACCACCACCACCACCUCCACCACGCGGACGGCCACGGAGCCGGGCCCGCACACGGGCAUGGCUUGUCGUGUGAGAGGGGGGGUCGCUGCGAGGCCGGCCGCUACUUUUUGGGGACCCCCCAGACGGGCAGGGAGGCGUGGUGGGGCGCGGCACGCUCGGUGUCCAUGCUGCCCGUACCCAAGAUGUCCCCGGAGAACGGGGACGGGAGCUGCGAUGCCCAUCUCAUGCCACACAUCGCCUCCAUACACAGCCUGCACGUUCGUAGCCAAUGGGAGGAGGAGGACAGCGUUGUCAGCUCUCCUGAUGGUGGUGGUGGCGGCGGCUCAAUAGCCAGUGACUCCGGUGGAGGUGGUGAGCGCUACCACUCCGACCCGCAGCAGCAGCAGCAGCAGCAGCAGCACUACCACCCCCAGCACUCCCCCGCCUCGGGCGCAGGCCAGCCGCCGGAGCCCAGCAAGAUGGAGACCCUGAUCCGCGCCACGCAGCAGAUGAUCAAGGAGGAGGAGAGCCGCCUGCAUCUCCGCAAGGACCCGCCCGCACUCUCGCACGCGCACACCGCCAACGGCCUGCCCAAAGCCCACAACGCGUCCUGCUACGCCACUGCCACUGACCUGUCGUUGGCUGCCCAGGGGGGGUUGCUGUGUCGGGUUGGUGGUGGUGGCGGUGGCGGUGGCGGUGGGGGCGUGGUGGUCCAGCCUGCCGUCAGCCCCGUGCCCUCCCCCGUCCCCCUCUCCCGGCUGGGCAGCCCCGGGUCGGACCGCCUGGGGGGCAAGGCAAAGGACUACCUCCAGCACACGCAGCAGCAGCAGCAGCAGCAGCAGCAGCAGCAGCAGCAGACUGAGCUGUCCCCCCAGCACCAGCAUCACCACCACAGCCAGCACCUCACCGGCACCCCAGGGCAUCCCCACGCCUCCUCCGGCCACCCCGGACACCCCCAUCCUGGGCACACGCACCCACAGCAGCAGCAGCAGCAACAGCACCCCAGCCCCCACCAUCACCCACACCCGCACCCACACUCACACCACCCGGCCUCCCAGCUGGCCGCAUCCUACCCGAGCUCCUGCGCGGCCUCCCCCACCCCGGCCCUGUACCCCUCGCACCCGCGCACCCCUGCCUCAUACCUGGACAAGCACGCGGCCGCCGCCGCCUAUUCGCUGACGGACAAGCACACGGCGGCGGCCUAUUCGCUGACCGAGAAGCACACGGCGGCGGCCUAUUCGCUGACGGGCUACGCGCUGGAGCAACUGUACGAGGCGGACGCCCUGAGGGGCUACUGCGGCGGGUCCUCGGCCUACGAGAUGGCCGCCUCCCACCUGCGCAUGCAGGGGGCGGAGCAAGUGCAAGCGCCCGCCCACAAGGGAACGUCUGUCAUCAUCACCAAUGGCAGCUGACCUACCUGACGGAGUGUGGGUAGGGGAUGGGGGUUAGCUGACGACGGGGGUUGGGGCUGGUGUGUGUGUGUGUGUGUAUGUGUGUGUGUAUGUGUAUGUGUGUGCAUUCAUCCGUGUGGAGAACGUAGGAUGGGACACCUUGAACCCAGAAUAUCUGUGGAUGGAGGGUGAUUGUGUUUAGAGAGUGUGCGUGUGUGCUUGCGUGUGUGUGCCUCUGAGUGCGUGAGUGAGUGAGUGUGUGAUUGUGUGAGUGAGUGAGUGUGUGCGUGAGUGUGUGCGUGAGUGAGUGAGUGAGUGAGUGCGUGAGUGAGUGCGUGAGUGAGUG
Messenger RNA from Engraulis encrasicolus (European anchovy), 3812 nucleotides. RefSeq names its product SIM bHLH transcription factor 1a (gene sim1a). Gene Ontology annotation, molecular function: DNA-binding transcription factor activity, RNA polymerase II-specific; protein dimerization activity; RNA polymerase II transcription regulatory region sequence-specific DNA binding. The record is from RefSeq and is a predicted model, not a curated record. The transcript has 13 exons. Lineage: Eukaryota; Metazoa; Chordata; Actinopteri; Clupeiformes; Engraulidae. Gene Ontology annotation, biological process: regulation of transcription by RNA polymerase II. The coding region runs from base 695 to 3487 and encodes 930 amino acids.